AUGCCUUCCAAGAAAGCCAAAAAGGCAGCGCCGCCCAGCAUGGGCCCUCUGCUGGCCAUCCUCGCCCUGCUGACGGGCCUCUUUGCCUCAGUCAUCUACAUGAUCGACCAGCACGCCGACAAUUUCUACAUCUUCGACCCAAGCGAGCUGCACAACCUCUCGCAGCGCGCCAUUGCCGCACAUGGGGAGGACAUGCAUGGCAUCAAGGACUACAUUGUCUCUGAGCUGAGCGCGAAGCACCCUGACCACGUGAACGUGGGCGAGGAAUGGUUCUUCAACAAUGCCGGCGGUGCCAUGGGCGGCAUGUUCAUCAUCCACGCAAGCAUCACCGAGUACCUCAUCAUUUUUGGCACCGCCGUCGGCACCGAGGGCCACAGUGGGCGUCACACGAGCGAUGACUACUUCAACAUCCUCAGGGGUACGCAGCUCGCGUACUCGCUCGGGUCGUUUGAGCCCGAGGUCUACCCAGCCGGGAGCGUCCAUCACAUGCACAGGGGCGAUGUGAAGCAGUACAAGAUGCCCGAGGGGUGCUUCGCGCUGGAGUAUGCCAGGGGAUGGAUCCCUCCCAUGCUCUUCUUCGGGUACGCGGAUGGAUUCACGAGCACCCUCGAUGUCCCAACAUUGUGGAUGACAACAAAGAUCUCGGCUCGGGAGAUCAUUGGCAAUCUUCUCAAGGGCAAGAUCUAG
This is a messenger RNA of Emericellopsis cladophorae, 687 nucleotides long. Its product is annotated as C-8 sterol isomerase. Lineage: Eukaryota; Fungi; Ascomycota; Sordariomycetes; Hypocreales; Bionectriaceae. Gene Ontology annotation, biological process: ergosterol biosynthetic process. The transcript is spliced from 2 exons. The record is from RefSeq and is a predicted model, not a curated record. Gene Ontology annotation, cellular component: endoplasmic reticulum. The coding region runs from base 1 to 687 and encodes 228 amino acids.